UUUAUGCAGUGUGGGCACUGGAGUGCAACAGCAAGAGCAACAUGGUUGCAUUAACAACACAAGAGAAGCGGGCUUUUGUGGCCAAAAUUUAAUGACCAAAAUGACUAUUUCCCACGGUUUUCGUGAAAAAUAGUCCUUUUAGUCACAAAAAUUUGAUCACAAAAGCUCACUUCUCUUAUAAUGACGACAGGGUUGCUUGCUAGCUGCUUGGUUUCGGCGAUCGGGGUUUACUUUUAUUACCUGCUGCAGGAUGGUCCUUUUGAAUACUUCUAUUUGACCCUUCGAUGGCCUGCAUCAGUAUGUUCGGGCGUCAAUUGUUCUGAGGUUCCUGGCAAUUUCACUAUUCACGGGUUGUGGGCACAGACGAAGAAUCAUAAGCAAUACGAUUGCAGUGGAAAGGAUUUUGACUAUGAAAAGCUGGCAAACGACACUGCACUCAUGGCGGAGAUGAACAAAAUCUGGCCGAGCCUCUCAGAAGUCCCAGAUCAGAACAGAGACUUGUGGAAGCACGAAUGGAACAAGCAUGGCAGCUGCACCUUCGAAUCCCAACGUCAGAACGAGUAUUUCUACAAAACUUGUGGAAUGUGCAAUCAAGCCCGGCUGCUUAAAAUCUUUGAAGCAAAGGGUAAUUCGGUGUUUUUCUUUUUUAGUCCCACUACUCUGUCGCUGCCGAUGACAGGUCCAUCUUACUACAUUACUCCCGGAAAUAAAUCGUAUUUUCUCAGAGAUUACAUUGAUGCCAUUCAAACGUCGUCAGAAAUAGGGAAGAAGCCGGGGCCAUUUACAUGCAAGUGGAAGAAGAGCGGUCCUAAACGACUGGUCGAAGUAAAACUCUGCACAGACAAAGAAGUAACUAAAUUUAUGGAUUGCACUGCUCCGGAAGAAGAGGCCCCCACAUGCGGUAAAGUCGAGGAAUCCAUCCCGAUCGCAUUUCCUAGUAAUAAUAAAGAUGAUGAUGAAGUAGCAGUACUGUAAUUCCAGCUUCUAUAAUCUUAUAUAUGUAUCCCUAAUUAUUAUAUAAUCAGCAAUAUGCAUUAAU
Messenger RNA from Carya illinoinensis, 1039 nucleotides. RefSeq names its product ribonuclease S-7-like. Lineage: Eukaryota; Viridiplantae; Streptophyta; Magnoliopsida; Fagales; Juglandaceae. Gene Ontology annotation, cellular component: extracellular region. The record is from RefSeq and is a predicted model, not a curated record. The coding region runs from base 181 to 975 and encodes 264 amino acids. Gene Ontology annotation, molecular function: ribonuclease T2 activity; RNA binding. The transcript has 3 exons. Gene Ontology annotation, biological process: RNA catabolic process.